UUCUUGGCACUCAAGAUCUCUAAGCCAAGAACAACUUCAUGUCCUCAUGACUUGGAUCUCUUUUUCACUUCUGUCUCCGCCAUCACCAUCUCUUCCAUGUCCACCGUCGACAUGGAAGUCUUCUCCAACAUCCAACUUAUCUUUCUCACAAUCCUCAUGUUCCUCGGUGGCGAGGUCUUUACAUCCUUCCUCAGUCUAUACUUCUCCCAUUUCAACAAAUUCGCCUUCCCUCAUAACAAGAUUAGACAUCUUAUGGGCUCUAUCGACUUGGAUCAUCCGGUAGAAGAUCUCCGUAAUGACCUCGAGACCGUUACUGAUCGUCGUGAGGGUCCUAGCCAGAUCAAUGAGAGAGCAUCUAAGUGCUUGUACUCAGUGGUUCUUGGUUACCAUCUUGUUACACACCUAACUGGCUCCGCGUUGCUUCUUGUGUACGUAAACUUUGUUAAAACGGCGAGAGAUGUUCUUAGUUCCAAGAAAAUCUCACCUCUCACCUUCUCGGUCUUCACAACUGUCUCCACGUUCGCAAACGGUGGAUUUGUCCCCACGAAUGAGAACAUGAUCAUCUUCCGCAAGAACUCAGGCCUUCUUUGGCUCCUUAUCCCUCAAGCACUUAUGGGAAACACGUUGUUCCCUUGCUUCUUGGUGUUGCUCAUUUGGGGACUUAAUAAGAUCACAAGGCGUGAAGAGUAUGGUUAUAUUCUAAAGAACAACAAGAAGAUGGGAUACUAUCAUCUACUCUCAGUUCGUCUUUGUGUUAUUCUUGGAUUGACGGUGUUAGGGUUUCUAAUGAUACAACUUCUUUUCUUCUGCGCCUUUGAGUGGAGUUCGGAAUCUCUUGAAGGAAUGAGUUGGUACGAGAAGUUCGUUGGAUCGUUGUUUCAAGUGGUGAACUUGAGACACACCGGAGAAACAAUUGUCGACCUCUCCACACUUUCCCCAGCUAUCUUGAUACUCUUUAUCCUCAUGAUGUAUCUUCCUCCAUAUACAUUGUUUAUGCCGUUGACCCAAGAAAAGAGUAAGCAAGAGGGAGAGGAUGUUACCAGAAAUGUAAAAAAGAAGAAGAGUGGACUCUUUGUGUCACAACUCUCCUUUUUGGUGAUAUGCAUCUUUCUCAUUACCAUCACCGAAAGGCAAAAGCUACAGCGAGAUCCAUUCAACUUCGACGUCCUUAACAUCACUCUCGAAGUUAUCAGUGCAUAUGGAAAUGUGGGCUUCACGACCGGGUACAGCUGCAAUCAGCGCCUGAACGUGAGCGAUGGUGGCUGCGAAGACGCGAGUUACGGAUUUGUGGGACGGUGGAGUCCCGGUGGGAAAGUCAUACUAAUAAUAGUUAUGUUUUAUGGUAGGUUUAAGCACUUCACACCCAAAUCUGGCCGGGCAUGGAUUCUUUAUCCCUCGUCUUUCUAA
This is a messenger RNA of Thlaspi arvense, 1407 nucleotides long. NCBI's taxonomy places the organism in Eukaryota, Viridiplantae, Streptophyta, Magnoliopsida, Brassicales, Brassicaceae. The record is from the annotation of a GenBank genome assembly.